Molecule: messenger RNA, 3102 nt
Organism: Actinia tenebrosa (Australian red waratah sea anemone)
Lineage: Eukaryota; Metazoa; Cnidaria; Anthozoa; Actiniaria; Actiniidae
Product: galanin receptor type 1
Biological process (GO): G protein-coupled receptor signaling pathway
Cellular component (GO): plasma membrane
Molecular function (GO): G protein-coupled receptor activity
Source: RefSeq, a predicted model, not a curated record
UACCAAUGUACUGUAUUUUCUUGAUAAAAUGCCCCCAGCGACGGUUAAAUCGUAAAUACAGUGCUAGCAUGGCAGAAAGACUCACCAGAAAACUACAGUAGCACUGUAGAAACUAUUCACCAUGAAAACAGAAUAGCAACACAAACAGCAGUGUCAGUGUAACUAGAUCAUCAAGAGUGUCAAGGCUUUCUGCUUACUGACGCAUUGGACGCGUGUGAAUCGUGAUAAGCAACUGGAAAAAAAAAUCAGUCACCGGUCAUUACUUAACAAAAGAUCUAGAAUUAAGACUGCUGAUAUAAGACUGAAACAGCGGAAGGAAUCGUUUGCAUGGUUGGGUCAAUGCAAAGUAUUGUUGACUGUUUAUGACUGGAGGGAAGCUGCCAUGAUGGAACGAAUUGAGUGAAGACAUUUAAAAGAGGCUGAACAUAACGAAGAGCUCGAUUUGUUGGAGGAGAAAAAAUGAGGCACUUAUUGUUGAACAACACCACGUAUCUACCCCCGGCCAAGGGAGCGGCGUGUGCUGCAAGUGCUACUGACACGAUGUUCGUCAAAGCGUUCAAGACAAUUUUACUCCUGCUUAUCAUGGUGGCAGCGCUUCUUGGGAACUUAUUUAUAAUUAUUAUCGUUUACAAGAAGAAAAACAUGCGACGAACAACCAACAUCUUCAUUGCCAACAUGGCAGCAUCGGAUAUCUUCGUCGCUGUUGUUGUUAUUCCUCGGAUUCUCGUAGAGCUUUACAUACAGCCACGUAUCUGGCUCAUUGAUGGGAUAACUGGAAGCUUUUUAUGCAAGUUUUGCUUCUUCUUCGCAGAUUUUUCCGUUUGUAUUUCAAUCAUAAGCCAUGCUGUCAUCGCUGUGGACCGCUUCUGGGCAAUAGUUUAUUCUCUUCGUCAGUCACCCAUAUCUGCGGCUCGCAGGAAAUACCUUAUAGCUCUGAUAUGGGUGUUUAGUUUCCUACUUUGUUCACCGAAUUUAUACAUCUACAGAGUUUAUCAAAUAAAUGGAACCAAUUAUUGUGUUAUCGACUGGUCGCCAUUGGACAAUACCACGUCGAAGAAAGCAUUUAUUACAGUCAUCCUAAUCUUUGUAUUCUGUAUUCCCGUACUCCUCAUGAUGGUGUUGUACUCAUGGCUUGUUAUAUCUCUCAAGACAAAACAAAGCUUAUCCGCUCAAACAUCACAAGUGCGCAAGCAAAGAAGGAAAGAAGAUAUCCGUGUCUUUCGUAAAGUCAUUGUCAUGGUAACAGUGUUUCUAUUUAGUACUAUACCCCUCGUGGUAUUGGCAAUGCUGUCUUAUUACAUAUGGGAUAGUAGACUUCCGUGUGGGGCGUGGAGCUUUGCGUUUAUUGCACAUUUAUUGUUUCUAUCCAACUGUGGUAUCAACCCUUGCUUGUGCAUCGCCCUUCACGAGAGCUAUCGACACUACAUCCGUAAACGCUUCUGUGCAUGGCGGAAAAAACUACUUAUUACUGCAUCAUCACAAACUGCAAAAACUUAUUCAUUAAGACAAUAUGAAUUAACUGCUAAUGGUGAUGGAUCGCGAAAAGCUUCUAGAUCUAGGAGCGAAAGGAACGGGAAAGGCAUUUUUAUUGAGCUCGAUCCUCGGAAGCUUGUUGUCGUUUUUUAGCAAAUGAAAAUUUUUUACCAACAUUAAUGUCAACUCACCAUGGAUAUAGUAAAUGGCUUUAUCUGUAGACCAAUUGCACUAGGUCCCUUGGAGCUUGGGGCCAAGAUAAUAAAAAAUAUUAAUAUUUAACAAGAAUGUCAUCAAUCAAAAGAAGGAAAGUCUUUUGUUUUGCCCCCCCAGAUCGGGAACUAGAGCGAGGGUUAAAUGGCAGAGAGUGAAUUUCUUUUGAUGCAAGUGUGAGUUGUUACAGCAGAUGAACACUGUAUUGAAAACUUGUCCGUGUGCAAAAUACGGUUUAAUAAUACCACAUCUAUAGCAAUGAUAAAAUGGUAAAUUUUACACCGUGAAAAGAUGAAAAAACUUUCUGACGUUUCGGACGCUAGUCCUUCGUCGGAGUAAAACAUCUAUAGCGCUAACAGUAACUAAUGACUAAUAAUAAUAAUAGAAUAGAAUGAUACUUGUUCCUUAAAGAUAGAUUAUUUGAAGAAUUAUUUUCAGAACGAGACAAAAAAAUACAACAGAAAUGACAAUUUUGGCAUAUAUGAAGUGCUUUUUUGUAUUAUUUUCAAGUUCGUAAACCAAGGUACGAUUUGUACAUUCUUACACUGCGUAUGCUCGAUGAUUGCGAAUUGAUUUUAGAUUUUAUUUCUCAUAAUGCACUCAACAAAAUUACUCGAUUCUGAUUGGACAAGAGGAGUACAAUUAAUUCCCAAAUCGUACUCCAUAGAGUCCCAAUUAGUAAGUCCCAAUAAAGUUGCUCAAUUUUGUUGAGUUUAUUAUUAACAAGAAAUCGCACGAUCUUCUCGUACAAUUAGGAAUUGAUAGAUACUCGUGACGUUUUGAAAGUUCUGCAUUGAACUCGCCUAAAAGGCUAACCAAUUUUUAGAACUUUCAAAACAUCACUCGUACCUAUCAAUUCCGAAUUGUACUCGAGAUCGUGCGAUUUCCUAUACAAAGAGAAUGAUACGUGGUAGUCUAAUAAUUUCUAACGCUGUUGUGAGCACCAAUUUGUACGUGUGCGUACAUAACGUUACCAAUCACAAUGACAUGAAAACAUCAACCAAUAAGAGGUUGUUUUCGCGCCAUUAACAUGACGAACAACGGGUGGGCUAUCACUGACGGCAAUCACUGAGAAAGGCACAAAGUCGCUUUCUAUUUUUAGUGGGAAAGCUUGUUGUCGUUUGAUCGGCUUCAUCUCUACGCGCGUAGACCGAAAAGGAUCAUGGGGAUAAUUGAUUCACAGUUACUAGCUGCCGCAACCAUGUUGUCUAACACGUCUUGAGCUAGCUUUUUUCGAUCCCAUUUAAUUUGCUAAAAUCAUGCCUCCAGCAUACGGUGAAAAUUUAAACUGACGAGCAGUUUGAAUGACGCAAGUUCUGGGUAAUUUACUCGUUAUCCAUUUCGGUCUAGGCGCGUAGGGAUGAUCCGAUCAACGACAACGCUUAGUCAAAGGACUGUAUACACACACACACACAC